GAAAUGGAAUUUUGUUCUUUUACUUUUUUUUGGAUGGAAAACGACAACAAAUAAUAUCAACUUCUAGUCGAUCCACCUGAUCAUACCACCACAUUCUCCUUUUAAAACUUCUCUUUUCUCGCCAAAGUCUCCUUUUAAAGGUGUUUUUUUGCAUCGAAGUUUGAACUUCAUCAUUGCUUCGAAGUCCGCCAUAGCCAAACGCCUCUCUCAGCCACACUUUGUCUCGUUUCUUUCCUAAAUAAUAUCAAACAAGGUCCUUCCUUAUGACGUCAUGCAGUCGGUGCUUGGCUUCCAGCGGUGUUACCUCGGAUGGUCUGAUCCGUAUCCGGCUUCCUCCGAGAGCCACACUGGCAGCGGCAAAGAUCUCGAUUCUUCCUCGAAAUUUAGGCGACCUGCGGCCGGGGAACGUUCUCCGGUCGAGGCAUUUACGCGGGCUUAUGCCUCCGGUGGAGGUGGUUGCCGCCGGAGCAGGGUGGGAGAGGUCUUCGGACGGGGGUGAGGAGGAGAAGGAGAAGGUUGGCGUGUGCUCGUACACGAUUGGGGAUCAGAGAGUGUCGGAUGUGGAAACAACUGGCGGCGAGUUUGAUCGGAGGAAGGGGUUGGAAAUCGUGGCAGCGGCGGCUGUUACGGUGCUGCUUGGAGUUGGAAAUCGAGUGUUGUAUAAGCUCGCGUUGGUUCCUCUGAAACAGUACCCUUUUUUUCUCGCCCAGCUCGCUACUUUCGGAUACGUAAUUGUAUACUUCUCUAUCUUGUAUAUACGGUAUCAUGCUGGCAUUGUUACUGAUGAGAUGCUUUCCAUGCCGAAGGCUCCAUUUCUUGCAGUAGGCCUGUUAGAAGCUCUUGGUGCUGCUACUGGAAUGGCAGCUGGAGCUAUUCUAUCUGGAGCAUCAAUUCCAAUUUUGUCCCAGACUUUUCUUGUUUGGCAAAUUCUCCUGUCAGUUGUUUUCCUUGGGAGGAAAUAUAGAGUAAAUCAGCUUUUAGGGUGCUUUCUUGUAACUAUUGGUGUAAUCAUAACAGUAGCAAGUGGGUCUAGUGCUGGACAUUCAUUGAAAGAAGCGGGUAUUUUUUGGAGUCUUUUGAUGAUAGUUUCGUUUUUGUUCCAAGCAGCUGAUACAGUGUUAAAGGAAGUAAUUUUUCUUGAUGCUGCUCAACGACUAAAGGGGAAAACAGUUGAUUUAUUUGUUGUAAAUUCUUUUGGAUCUGCUUUCCAAGCACUCUUUAUAUGUAUACUCUUACCCUUUUUAUCAAAACUAUGGGGCAUACCAUUUGCCCAGCUACCAAACUAUCUAAAAGAUGGUGCAGCUUGCUUCUUAAACAUUGGUGGAUUAUCCAAAGGCUGUGAUGGAGCUCCGCUGCUACCUUUGCUUUUUGUUAUUGUUAACAUGGGUUUCAACAUUUCUCUGCUGCAUCUGCUUAAGAUCUCGUCUGCGGUGGUUUCUUGUCUCGCCUCAACAUUCUCAGUACCAAUUUCUGUGUAUCUCUUUACACUGCCACUUCCAUAUCUUGGAGUGGCAUCAUCCCUGCCAAAAGGCUUUGUGGCUGGAGCCAUUGUUCUUGUUAUGGGUUUGCUCAUCUAUUCUUGGACACCUUCAGUGAGUUCCUCUAAUGCCUCCACAGCUCCUACUAACCACUAAAAUCUUAUCACUGUCAUUGACUCAUUGGCACCCCUUAGCUCCAACUCCAACACCUACAAUGGCUAAAUCAAAGCCUUGUUUUUUUGGUAGUGAAAAAUAAUAUUUUGUUGUAAUCGUAUUUCAAUUGUUCCAUAAUGUAAAAUGCCUAAUAAUGUGCAUUCAUGAUCUUAAAACAAUUAAAGAUCGCACAUCACAUCACAUCAAUUAAGUUUGUGUGGAAUGUGGAUUCUCAGUUAAAAAGGAACACGAAUAGAAUUGAGUUAGGAUCUUCGUAGUUUUUGUAGUAAUUUUGACCAGUUUUAAUUAUGAAUUAAUAAAUUGGAUGACAAAUUACUGUUAUUGAUUAUAUCAAUCGAUUACUAGAAA
Messenger RNA from Cannabis sativa, 2000 nucleotides. RefSeq names its product protein CLT1, chloroplastic. NCBI's taxonomy places the organism in Eukaryota, Viridiplantae, Streptophyta, Magnoliopsida, Rosales, Cannabaceae. Bases 264 to 1634 code for a protein of 456 amino acids. The record is from RefSeq and is a predicted model, not a curated record. The transcript is spliced from 10 exons.